Molecule: messenger RNA, 1804 nt
Organism: Delphinapterus leucas (beluga whale)
Lineage: Eukaryota; Metazoa; Chordata; Mammalia; Artiodactyla; Monodontidae
Gene: MTERF2
Product: mitochondrial transcription termination factor 2
Biological process (GO): regulation of DNA-templated transcription; termination of mitochondrial transcription
Cellular component (GO): mitochondrial matrix
Molecular function (GO): double-stranded DNA binding
Source: RefSeq, a predicted model, not a curated record
UGGCUGCGUUGGGAGCUCUAGGGCGUGUCUGUGGGUUCCGCGAAGCGGGGCCAGAGCUGCUGAGGGGAAUUGGCUGGCGGCUUGGGACCCUGGCCCCUGUUCCCAGGCCUCGGGAGGACGCCAGGCUGCGGGGAGCCUUGGCCUGGGGAGGGGGGGAGGACGGAGCCAGAGACCCGGAACUCGCGCCUUGUGCAGAGUGGACGCCGACAGUGCCAUCGAAAAGUUAUUGCAGGGAGGUGACAAGAUCACAUUUUGAGAAGAAGCUGGAAAGCAGCCCAAGUGGAUUAAGAAGCCCCGGACGAGGACAAGAUCUCUGGGGAGAAACUCGAAGGUAUGAUGAGUACCUUCUGAGUCUCAGGAUGGUGGGAAUUAGCCAGUGGAUUGCAGGCAUGUUGUGGAAGUUGCUGAUGAGAUCCCAGCCCUGCAGGCCCUGUUCUUUCAGAAAGAUGCUAUCAGCUCCAAAAUACACACCUUUUCUAGCAUCCUUCACCUAUACAACUGAUAAUCAGUCAAAUAGAGAAAAUAAAAAGACAGUAGAAAAGCUCUAUAAAUUGUCAGUUGACAUCAGGAAAAUUCGAAGAUUAAAAGGAUGGGUACUUCUGGAGGAUGAAACGUAUGUUGAAGAAAUUGCAAAUAUUUUACAACAGCUAGGUGCCAAUGAGACUGCUGUAGCCAGUAUCUUGGAACACUGCCCAGAAGCAAUUAUCUGCAGUCCACCUGCUGUUAACACCCAGAGAGAACUCUGGCAGUCAGUUUGCAAGAACGAGAAAGAGUUAGUUAAGUUAAUAGAACAGUUUCCAGAAUCUUUCUUUACUGUUCAAGACCAAGAAAACCGGAAGCUGAAUGUUCAAUUCUUUCAAGAGUUGGGAUUCAAAAAUGUGGUCAUUAGUAGGUUUUUGACAACUGCACCUAAUAUUUUUCACACUCCUAUUGAGAAGAAUAAGCAAAUGAUAAAUGUUCUUCAAGAGAGUUAUCUAAAUUUAGGUGGCUCUGAGGUCAACAUGAAAGUUUGGCUACUAAAAUUAUUAAGCCAAAACCCAUUUAUUUUGUUAAAUUCUUCUGCAUCUAUAAAGGAAACACUAGAAUUUCUCCAGGAGCAGGGUUUUACAAACUUUGAAAUUCUCCAACUUCUCUCCAAACUCAAAGGAUUUCUGUUUCAACUUUGCCCAAGAAGUAUACAGAACAGUAUGUCCUUCUCUAAAAAUGCUUUUAAAUGUACUGAUCAUGACCUGAAGCAAUUAGUUUUGAAAUGUCCUGCCCUUUUAUAUUAUUCCGUUCCAGUUUUGGAAGAGAGAAUUCAGGGAUUAUUGAAAGAAGGAAUUUCCAUAGCUCAGAUAAGAGAGACGCCAAAGGUUCUUGAACUAACGCCACAAAUAGUACAGUACAGGGUAAGGAAACUGAAUUCCUUAGGCUAUAGAAUAAAGGAUGGAUAUCUAGCAUAUCUAAAUGGAACAAAAAAAGAGUUUGAGGCUAACUUUGGUAAGAUUCAGGCCAAAAAAGGAAGGCCAUUAUUUAAUCCUGUGGCACCAUUAAAUAUUGAAGAGUAACUUGCUGACUGAUGCUUCUUUCUAUCAGUGCUGAGUAAAACCGAGUAGCAAAAACUUAAGUGAUUCAGGCAUAUUGUGGGCACCAGUAAUUUUAAGAACCUACUUAGCUUCUGAGUUGUGUUUAAAUGACCUCUAAGUAGAAAAUCUCUCACUCAAUUGCUGUACUUAAAAAUAUAAAUUGCAUUUAUUUUAAAUAAAGUUUGUAAUUUUGACCUUGAGCUAUUUUAAAAAAUUAUUAAAUGGUCUAUCAGUGUGAU